AUGGAUGGAGGAGUGUUUGUUUCGGGAAAAUGCGGGCGACAUCUAGAUGUGCCAGAUGACUGGAGUCCGGGAAUUUGUAGGUAUUACGGUACAGCAGAGCUUCGCCAAAGCGACCACCGGCCCGUUAUUUGCAUACUCGAUGUUCAAGCUCAGGUCGUAGAUGAGGAAGCGAGGUCAGAAGUGCUGGCUGAUGUGAUUAGGACACUGGGACCUCCUGACGGAACGAUCGUCAUUACUCCGGAAAGUUUAACUGACGGUGGGAACGUCGAGGCCAUUUUUGAUGACAAGUUUAUCGACACGCUGUUGGAAGAAUUCUCCAGCAUAUCUGAAGUCAUUUUAAUCAGAUUCGUGGAGAACACGAUGUGGGUGACGUUCAAAGAAGGUUCAGCUGCGUUGUCAGCAUUGAAGCUCAACGGACUCGAAGUGAAUGGCCACGUGCUGGACGUGAGACUCCGUUCGCCGGAUUGGGAGGACUAUGUUCGCAAAGAAUUGGAGCUCUUUUCUGAAAACACGGUUCCUUUUUGGGACUCGGACCUCGCAUCUGAUGCCGUCGUGGAGGACCAGAUUUCCUGUACGCCCUCUCUCGCGGAAAUGCAAGAGUAUUACACGUCGAUUGAUGAAGGUGACGCCGUCGGGGAUACGAGAUCUGCGCCUCCGCGUCGUCCAGCUCCUCCGUCUCGUCCGCCUCGUCCUGCUUCCGCUACUCUCAAACUCGUUCCGAAGGUGGCAGUGAUAAGUAGGCCUGCUCGACCUCCUGCAGCUGGGUCAAGCUCGUCAUCAUCUCCAGUUCCGGUGCCGCAUGCUGCCGUCAGAGAACCGGUUCAUAUCGACAGCGACGAGUCCAAACCGGAAACACCGCAGGAAAUUCUCUCUGAUAGUUCCCCGGAAUUUGAAACGGCUUCUCCAGUGCCAGAUCCUCUGGAAGCCGAUUGGUCGCCGGAAGUCCCGGCUCGGCCAGUGCAACCGGAAGUGCAGGUUCCGGAUCCUCUGGAAACUGAUUGGUCCCCGGAAGUCCCUGCUAGGCCGCUGAAUUCCAUUCAAAUCGAACAACGUCCUGCGCCGGAAGUUCCGGUUCGUCGACAGGAAUCGGUGAAGAUUGAUCGGCCUGCUCCGGAAAUUCCGGUUCGGCGACAGGAAUCGCUCAAGAACGAUCGACCACCGCCACCGGAAGUCCCGAUGCGGAAGCAAGAGUCUUCCAAGUUGGAAGGGCCUGUUGUUGCUGCUGCUGCAGCUGCUCCGCCACCUCCGCCCCCGAGGGCGGCGCAGAAGGCGCCGGCAGUGCCUCCUAGGGGAUCUGCUCCGGCACCACCUCCUAGACGAGCUGUUUGA
This is a messenger RNA of Notodromas monacha, 1329 nucleotides long. NCBI's taxonomy places the organism in Eukaryota, Metazoa, Arthropoda, Ostracoda, Podocopida, Cyprididae. The record is from the annotation of a GenBank genome assembly.